Messenger RNA from Durusdinium trenchii, 1197 nucleotides. The record is from the annotation of a GenBank genome assembly. Lineage: Eukaryota; Dinophyceae; Suessiales; Symbiodiniaceae.
AUGCCCUCUGACUCCCUGGAAGGCUGUUUGGUUGGUGGCCGCCUGCAUGAAGGCAUGACCAUGCGCUCACCACAUGUGAACUCUCCAGUAGCAGACAUGGCGAUCCAAUUCAAGCCAAGAAUCCUGCACAACACCACAUGCAAAAAGGAGGGCUAUUUGGUACCGAUUGGAGUCCCGGCUUUCUACUACAAGUUUCAAAUCAAUCUCUUUGCUCGAUUCUCUCAGGAGAGAUGGAAUUUGAUGUAUCCCAGCGGUGACCAGAGACCUGCUUCUUGUGAUGUGCAUUGCUGGUGGGAGCAGCAUCCGGAAUGCAAUGCUUUCUUGUCCUGGCAGCCCGAUGCAUCCCUUCGAGAAGAAUAUCCCAACCGCUCGACGCGUUCGACGCUUUCAACGCCAGCAGCGAAGAAUGCGAGAGCGAAGGCAAAGUUCUUGGAGAAAGCGAGGAACGAGGUCAUGCCAACACCCACCGUUGAGGGAGCUGCUGUGCCCGUGAUUGGGAUUGGGACGGGAUGCACCUAUAGUCAGUGGAGUCUUUGGGGUCAUUGCACCCGACUGAAUGCCACUACACGUGAAGGGAUCCAGAACCGCACACGACAUGUGCAGUGUCGUGGAAUUCGCUCGACCGAGACCGAGUUUAGCAAUUGCACCAAGUUCCCAGUAGCCUGCCGCACACAGAAGGAGCUGGAAGUCCUGGCCGAGCGUUAUGAACCCUGGGGACAAUAUUCAGAUCAAUGGGGGCUUUACGAAGGAAGAUGGGGUUUCAACCCAUAUCCUGUCAAAGUUGAGGGUGUGCUGGUGGACAGUGCUGAAAACUGCGGUGUCUGCUAUGAGUCAACAAUCGAAUUCUUGCAAGGGUGUUUGGUGGGAGAGCGAAGUUCUAUCAUCAACGGCAAACCCAACUGGCCUUACAAGAACUCCCCUGUUGUAGAUAUGGCCAUCCAAGACAAGCCCACAAUCAUGCGCAAUGUCACUUGCAAGGAGCUCGGCUACCCAAUUCCCAUCGGGAAUCCAGCAUUCUACUACAAGUUUCAGCUAAACCUUUUUGGACGGCUUUCUUUGGACGAAUGGGCUCUGAUGUACCCCGCUGGUGACCAACGCGUCAUUGCAGAUCCUGUCCAGGAUUGGUGGGACAACGUUCCAGAAUGCCGUCGGUACUUCAGGGCAGUGCCCAUGGGCCCACGCUAUGUUCAGCCUUAG